This is a messenger RNA of Purpureocillium lilacinum, 384 nucleotides long. The record is from RefSeq and is a predicted model, not a curated record. Lineage: Eukaryota; Fungi; Ascomycota; Sordariomycetes; Hypocreales; Ophiocordycipitaceae.
AUGUGGCUUUUGCCGUGCCAAGGCGUCGUUCCAAGACGCAAAACUCCGUCCCAUGUUAUGUGCUCCCCGUAUGUGCCAAGCCUGUCGGCACAUAACCAGUGUCCCUGGAUUUUCCGUUGCGCCAUGUCUUGCAGUGUUAUUAGGCAAGACGCCCCCCAAAAAAAGGAAGAAGACCAAUGUUGCAGCGACUCAAUGAAGAGUGCCGCAGCCAAGUUGUUACAAAGAAAUGCAUUGCUCGUUGCCUGCGUCUCGCAUUUCGCUCUCGUCAUGGAAAAAAAAAAUGUGAACGCCCGUAUUUGCCUUGCUUCGUCAAAGGCGACGUCAUCGUGGCCGACUGGCAAUCAGACCACGCGACCUCGCCACACUCGGGUUGCAGCGUCGUGA